Laccaria bicolor S238N-H82 is the source of this 219-nucleotide messenger RNA. RefSeq lists its product as uncharacterized. The transcript is spliced from 4 exons. The coding region runs from base 1 to 219 and encodes 72 amino acids. Lineage: Eukaryota; Fungi; Basidiomycota; Agaricomycetes; Agaricales; Hydnangiaceae. The record is from RefSeq and is a predicted model, not a curated record.
AUGCAAAUUGCACACAACUCGACUAUCCCAGCGUUGGGCGGAAACAUGGAAUUAAGGCCUUUACAAGAUCUGAUAACUGCUGAAAAAGCAGUUCUUAUCUUGUUACAAAAGCUUUCUGUAUACUAUUCGAAAGCCACUGAAGCUUUGCGGAGGGUGACGAUCUCGGUGACAUCCUAUCAGCAUCAACAACCCUCCUAUCCCACUUCUCCACCUCCCUAG